Messenger RNA from Jaminaea rosea, 1019 nucleotides. RefSeq lists its product as hypothetical. NCBI's taxonomy places the organism in Eukaryota, Fungi, Basidiomycota, Exobasidiomycetes, Microstromatales. The transcript has 2 exons. Bases 45 to 836 code for a protein of 263 amino acids. The record is from RefSeq and is a predicted model, not a curated record.
CAGCCUCCUUUACACCAUCAACAGCCAUCUUGAGCUCAUCUGAUAUGCCCCUCUGCUCACUCCAUCUCCUCUCGCUCACUUGUUCACCACAACAGUACCUUAAGCAGCUCAGCACCAACAAGAACAUCGUCCUCGCAAGCCAACCGCGCAAUCCCCCCGUCAUACGCGUCGGCAACGAUGGCGAGCGAAUCAACGCCACUCAAUGGCAUCUCCUCGUCAUCUUGGCGGGCAAAAACAAGCCCCUCAGAGAUGACACUUCGCUGGGAGACAGCAUCAAAGUCGAGCUUAUACUCUCAACAGGCAUCCCAACGAAGCUCAUCGAGGCCUACCGAGACCGUCGAUCCAAUCUCAUCACAGACAUUGGACCUCCCCUAGCAUUCAACAUCGUAGCUUGUAGUGGCAGCACAUCAUCAUCACAGACGAUAACCCCAUCGCCCGACUCACAGAAUCUCGAACUCAGCAAUGGUCUCAUAGAUUUUGCACAUCGAUUACAAGGCGAAACAGCCAGCAAGGGUCCCGUCUGGAUGCUCAACCUUCUCAAGUUCAAGGAAGGCCACAAGGAGAAUUACAUCAAUUAUGGAAAAGCCUUCGCAAAAGUAGCGCAGCGCUUCGGCGGCCAGGUCGUCCUGGUAGGCUCCGUCUCCGACUCUCACUGGGACGAGUUCGCUCUCGCACACUAUCCGUCCAUCAGCCACUUUGUAGACAUGUCCGCCGAUGGCAGCCCUGGCGGAUACCAGGAGAUCAACAGACGAUGGAGACUGGGAAGCCUCGAGGACACAGGUAUCAUCUGUACAACGCCACUAGAUGUGCCGCCGGACGGAAGAGCAAAGAUGUAGUGCAAGAGAGAGGGAGAGCAGAUUGAAGAUGUGCAAUGCAAUUGCGAGGAAGCCUCGCGAUGAAAGUGCUGAUAGUGCUGGUGCUGAUGGUACAAUGCAGAGAUUCGCAGCCUCGCCUCUUUGAUCCCCUUCGCCCGCCUUCUCUCACCGCUCAAAAUCUAGAUAGACUUUCUCCCCUUCAUG